This is a messenger RNA of Aspergillus aculeatus ATCC 16872, 3312 nucleotides long. RefSeq names its product ankyrin repeat protein. The coding region runs from base 1 to 3312 and encodes 1103 amino acids. Gene Ontology annotation, cellular component: membrane. The record is from RefSeq and is a predicted model, not a curated record. Gene Ontology annotation, biological process: metal ion transport; transmembrane transport. NCBI's taxonomy places the organism in Eukaryota, Fungi, Ascomycota, Eurotiomycetes, Eurotiales, Aspergillaceae. The transcript is spliced from 3 exons. Gene Ontology annotation, molecular function: metal ion transmembrane transporter activity; protein binding.
AUGUCUAGGUCACGAUCUAGUAUCGCGAGUGACAGCCAUGACCGUUUGGAGCCGCGCUUGCUGAGAGCGGUCGAGAGCGACCAGUUCGCCACCCUGCAGGCCAUCGUUGAAUUGGCUCGCGAAAAUGGACAACUCAACGAUACCUUUCUGCGCAUCGGGCUCAUGCGCAGCUGCGAGCGCGGGUCCAUCGCUGCGACCGAAUAUCUCCUUCAGAUCGGUGCGAAGACGGACGUUGCCAGUAAUCGGCCCUCACCGCUAUUGCGCGCCGUGGAGCGGAAUCACGUUCGCAUCGUGCAGCUCCUCCUCGACCAUGGCGCAUCGACGGAAACCCCGGACAAAAAGGGCCGGACCGUCCUGAUGACGGCCGCCUGGAAGAACCAUUGGCAUGCUCUGCAGCUGCUGAUUGCCCGCGGCGCUGAUGUCAACGCUCGGGAUCAUAAGAAAAGGAACGUCCUGCAUAAUCUGGCGGCGGACAAGCAGUGCGACUGGGGAGAGGAUGUCAUUGAGCUCCUCCUCAGCACAACCUGUACACUCGACGGCCUGGCUGGCCAGGAUGAACUCGGCCGCACGCCUCUGCAUUGGGCGUGCGCCACGGGGAAAUUACGCUUCGCGCAGCUUCUUCUGACCCGACCGCAUGGGCCGGUCGCAGACGUAAAUGCUGUCGAGUGUCGGAACAAGACCGCGCUCCAUAUUGCGGUCGCUCAUGGUCGUGAUGACAUUGUCCAGCUCUUGCUGGCAUACAAUGCGGAUGUGAAUGCGCGAAGUGACGGUGGCUGGACCCCGCUGCAUAAUGCGUGCGACAGAGGCUCUGAGCUGAUUGUGCGUAUCCUUCUUCGCGCUGGAGCCAACAUCAAUAGCCAACUGCUCAACGGGGUGACGCCCCUGCACCUGGCUGCACAAGCUGGCCACCGCGAGGUAGUAGAGUGCCUGCUGGAGCAGAAGGGGUUAAAACAGAGAAUUCGGGACAACUUCGGCAGCACACCAUUCCUGCGGGCAGCCCAGUUCAAGCGGAGAGACAUAGUAUCUCUCCUUGCCCCGUUCAACACCGUCGAGGCUCUGUCUGCGGAGGCGAAAGGCGCAUGUGAAGCAUUCGAGGCUACCGUGGUCGAUUUCGGUAACUUCCACAACGAAAAUCGGGUCAAGAAGACGUCGGUCUUCAAUCUUCUCUACGGUCGCGAUCCCGAGAACCCACGCAAACAGGCAUUUAGCACCCUACCGGCGGAUAGUCGGGCGACUGACUUUCGUUGGAUUCAUCUUCCGGCGAAUAAUUUGACAUGGGUUGAGGCUCUUCUUACCAAGUCAUUCAUUGAAGAAGGGGCGCACGAUGUGGAGAGCUUCAAGGGGCUGGAGAAAUCCUUCCGCUACCAACAUCGAGGGCAACGGACACACUCGAACUUUAUGCGUCCUCUGUGCCAGAGCACUCCUCGUGCACCACGGUUUCAGGAGGACGACAGUUCCGAGGAGAAGACGGUUGAACUGGCCCCUCAGAUUCUCAUCAACGGACAGACGCAUGAGGCUCCGAGCACUCCGAAAGAAGGUAACAUGCCUAGAGGCCGGAAAUUGAGAGAGCACGGAAGCAAGACUGAACCUACCGACUCGAUUUCUGACAACCCGGUGAAGAAGGGGAAGAGUGCGACCAAGCGUGGCAAGGCCGGGGGAGCACAGUAUAAGCAUGAGUCUAAACACAACCACGGCUUCGAUCGAAACGACAAGAAUCGGCCUGUUCUUUCUCUGUGCAAAGACUCAGCACGCUCCAACGCGUGCAAUGUGUGCAUGUUCAUGCCGUAUCUCCAUUUCGAAACGACCGAGAGACGCCAGAAGAUGCAAGAUGCCAUCCAGCGAGCUGAGACGCGGUGUCUUGCGCGGCCCAGCCUCACCCGGACACCUACGCGGGAUGAGCUCUUGAUCAGCGCGCAUUUAGCAUCAUCGACCACGUCGCUUCACAUCCGACGCACGCUGGAUCAGUUCUUCUACCCCAACAUCGACACGCUGACACGAGACCAAGACCAGGUCGUCUACCGGUACCAGACCAAAGGCCAGGGCCGCGAGCGGUUCCUGUCGGAACCCAAGAUCUUCAUGGUCGAUCAACUUUGGAUGUGGAUCCUUGGAACCGGGUUGAUCGUGACCAGCUUCCCCGAACGGUGGGAGCAGCCCAAGAACGACCCGCUCAACGUCCUCGACGGGAUCAUCGAAGACAUCAACUCCAAGACCAGGGAGCCCGUCAAGUCCGUCUACGAUCUGGCCAUCAUCAUCACCACCCGCUGCUCGGGGGUGUUUGACCGGCAUCGCAUGGGCGACGAAGAGUACCAGUUUUUGGACAUGUUCGAGGCGUCAAUCGGUGUUGCCACCGACCGCGAGACGGUCCUCUUCAACCAGUUCAACCGGGACUCCGCACAGGCGUCCGACUGGCUCAAGAACCACCGCAAGCUCAGCCGGUUUGCUCGGCCGCCGCCGCCGCCGCCCAGCAAGGAUCACGAGCACGAAGAAGACGAACAGCCCCUGUUCGUGGACAACCUCCUGGACAUCGGCCAGGAGACGGAUCUCCUCUCCGAGGCCAAGGACAUCCGCGACGAGCUCAACAUGAUCCGCACGGUGCUGCAGCACCAGCAGCACGUGCUGCUGGACUUCCAGGAGGCGAUCUGCGAGAUCUACUCGGGCCAGCACCGGUCGCAGUCCGAGACCAAGAAGCGGUUCAAGGAGCAGCAGCGCACGAUCGACAUGCACCUGAAGGACAUCGACCGCAUGGACAAACAGGCCGAGCGCAUCUACUCCUCCAUCACGGACCUGCUCGACCUCAAGCAGAAACACGCCAACGCCUUCGAGGCCCGCUUCGCCCGCGACCAGGCCGCCGGCACCACCCGCCAGGGCAAGAUCAUGAUGGUCUUCACCAUCGUCACCAUCGUCUUCCUGCCCUUGUCCUUCAUCACCUCCAUCUUCACCAUCAACCUGGCCGAAUUCGGCGGAGCGUCCGGCACUGGCGGCGGCGGCGGCAGCACCGGCCAGCUGCAUCUCUCGUACGUGGCCAAGUAUACCUUCGGCAUCGGCUUCGCCAUCUCCAUUCCCCUGAUCAUCCUGGCGCUCUUGCUGGAUGAUAUCGGCGACGCGUGUCAGGAGGGGAUCCGGCGGUCGCGGCGGUGGAUGGCACUGCAACGCGGGAGGAAGAGGACCCACGAACAAGAUGGGAUCCGCACCACGGGGUACGAGUUCGAGAAGAUUGUGAGUGGGCACCGGUCGAUACGGAAGAGUCUCGAUACGGACUUCGCGGGGAGUCUGUUGCCCAUCUCCACGCGGGGCACCGCCCGGAGGAGCUGA